AUGCAAGACUUCAAAGAACGCAAGCUCGUCACCGACCCACAGAAGGCGUUUCACUUUACGGAUCUCCAGAGAUUAAAGCCAACGCGAGCCAAUGAUCCGUACGACUACCAGGCAGGAUGGGGAAACCGGCACCAGUCCGAGGUCAUUCCAGGCACAUUGCCUGUUGCGCAGAACAACCCCCAAGAAGUUCGAUUUGGACUUUACACUGAAGGCAUCACCUAUUCGGCGUUUGCAGCACCCCGGGCACACAACUUCAGCACAUACAUGUACCGCUGUAGACCGGCCGCUGCUCACCAGGGCUACGUUCCAAUCGAGUCAAAGUCAAAUAUCACAAACUGCUUCUUGUCUAUAAACCCCAAGGUUGAGACGCUUCCCGAGCAAGCAGAGUGGCGGCCAUUUCCGUUACCCAAGGAUGACGAGAAGAUCGACUUUGCGGAUGGCCUGCACACACUGUGUGGCAGCGGCGACCCCAACAUCAGAGAGGGCAUUGCACUCUAUGUCUACAUGAUCAACUCCAACAUGGAACGACGGGCAUUCUGCAACACUGACGGCGACUUCUUGAUCUGCGCGCAGCAGGGCAAUCUCGACAUCAAGACUGAGAUGGGAAAGAUUUUUCUGCAACCAGGAGAGAUUUGCGUCAUACAGCGAGGAAUCCGGUUCUGCCUCAACCUCGCCCCUGAUACAAAGGUAGCACGAGGCUACAUCACUGAGGUGUGGGGCUCUAUGUGGGAGCUUCCAGAUCUCGGACCCCUUGGUGGCCAUGGAAUGGCCAAUCCUCGUGACUUUUUGUACCCAGUGGCUGCCAUCGACGAUGAAUUGCAUGUGAGCUGGCAAAUCGUCAACAAGACGAACGGCCAGCUCGUAGCCAUUCAGCAGGACCACAGCCCUUUCGAUCUCGUGGCAUGGCAUGGCAACGUCGCCCCCUACAAAUACGACCUGACCAAGUUUUCGUCCCAGAACAGCACAUCGAUUGACCAUACGGACCCAUCAAUCUUCACAGUCCUCACCGCCAAAUCCCGCGACCCACUAACACCGUUGUGCGACUUUUUGUGGUUUGGCCCACGUUGGGACGUUGCAACAAACACCUUCCGACUACCAUACUUCCACCGCAACUCUGCCUCGGAAUUCCUGGCUUGCAUCUACGGGAAGGGUCUUGGCCGAAGCGACGAUUUCCAGCCUGGUGGCGGUAGCUUUGAGGGCAGCCAUACGCCUCAUGGAGGAUUCCACGAAGGGUACCAGCAUGGCAUGCGGAUCCACGAGAGUCAGCCUGAGAAGAUUCUGACUGACCAAUUGACCAUUAUGAUUGAAUCCAGCCGCCUCUUCCUCUUCACCGAGUACGCUCGCAAGGGCUGUGGCACAAUCGAUACACACGGCACAGACUACAAAGUCUGGGACAACCUUCCGGACCGAUUCUCCGCAAACAAGCGGGCACAGGAGCUCCUCGCUCGCAUCAAGGACGACAAGAUCGCCGAGAAGCAGAGACUGGCCCCCUACUACUUUGGCGGCUUCUCGCACGGCGCAAACACGAGUAAUACGGACGGUGUGCACCGGGAUGAGCUAGAGCCCUACUUGCGUGGACACGCCAAGACGAACGGGACACAUGGUAUCGACGCUCCGUGA
Messenger RNA from Exserohilum turcica Et28A, 1620 nucleotides. RefSeq lists its product as uncharacterized. Gene Ontology annotation, cellular component: cytoplasm. Gene Ontology annotation, molecular function: homogentisate 1,2-dioxygenase activity. The record is from RefSeq and is a predicted model, not a curated record. NCBI's taxonomy places the organism in Eukaryota, Fungi, Ascomycota, Dothideomycetes, Pleosporales, Pleosporaceae. Gene Ontology annotation, biological process: L-phenylalanine catabolic process. The transcript has 4 exons. The coding region runs from base 1 to 1620 and encodes 539 amino acids.